AUGGCUCAAGCUGCGCCGUUGGCCGACCGAGGCCCUUCUCUUGCUUCGAACAAUCCCUUCCGAAAUCGGGUCUCCGAUCAUGCCACCAGCCCUCCGCUCGCGCCUAUCAGACCGGUUUCGACCAAUCCAUUUCUGGAUGCAAGUGAGAUGAUAUUGCCAGAUGGGACUACCAGGACGUCGCCUACCGCUGAAAGUGCAGCAAGCCCAUCGAGCAUCACAGAUCAAGCUGCCGACAUAUUUGGAAGCCUGAACAUCAAUGAUUCUUCGAAAGGGCCUCAGAACCCUCAGGCAAACGGUGCACCUCGGCCAUUUCCACGAGGCCCUCCCAACCGCCAUCGACCCAGCAACUCGGAUGAAGACCGUCGACGACAGCAACCUAAGGGUCGAGGUCCAUCGAAUGAACUUGACAUCUUUGCGGACCCCCCUGAAAUGAAUCGCCCCCGUAACAGACGUCCUCAUCGACGUAACUCGGAGUCUUCUAUUCGUGAGAAACCAAAGGAUAUGGAUCCUGAAGCUGAAAAGAGACGAAGGGAAAGAAGACUUCGGGAAGGAAGAAGCUCACACCGAUCAAAGAAACCCAGUGCAAAGUUGGAUGUAAUCGAUAAACUGGAUGUCACGAGCAUCUAUGGCACGGGAUUGUUCCAUCAUGACGGCCCCUUCGAUGCGUGCAACCCACAUCGUAACCGUAAAGGUUCCAAGCAGGCCCCGAUGCAAGCGUUCCCGAAAGAUUCAGUAAACAUGCAGCUUGGCGGCUCAGGCCCACUUAAUUCCAAACUCAACCUGGAUCAAUACAACGGAACCGGGCAAGAGGCACACGUCGACUAUAAUGAAGCCGCCGUUGUGGACGACGACGCGGAUUAUUUCCGUCGACCACAGCCUGAAAGAAGUGCUGGGUUCAACCCCACCACUCGAACUGAACCGGUUCAUGGCGACGAGACUGCCGGCCUUGGUACGAGCACAUUUCUAGAGGGGACUCCAGCCAGCCGAGCUGCAAUCCAACGUCGAGAAAUUGAAGUAGAGGCCAUUCAGCAAGCCAAUGCGGCUGGACUGUCGCGCAAGAAGAGUUUGGCACAGAGAAUCAAGUCUGUCCGUCCUAAAAUCGGUGAAGGAGGACGGAUGACCUCUCCUGAACCGACGGUCACUCCGACUAGCCCCCUGGGCACAAGCAAAUCGGAGCAAAAUAACACCAACCCAUUCUUCAAGGACUACGACAAAGAAUACGAGAAGAAAGGUGCCCAGAUUGCAUUUGCGGAGGAACAGCAAAAAGCUGGUCGAUCUCGAGCCCCGAGCAGCCCCAAACGUGGCUUUGGACCGGAAAGGAGAUUGACGGCAGAGAGCGCCACUGGCGAAGAAGGCAAGACUGGAACCUCUGCAGGGGGCUUCCUCAGUCGAGUCAAGAGCAUGAAGGGCCGGAGCCGAACUCGUGAACGAAGGAACACUGAAACCUCUUAA
This is a messenger RNA of Rhinocladiella mackenziei CBS 650.93, 1452 nucleotides long. RefSeq lists its product as uncharacterized. The coding region runs from base 1 to 1452 and encodes 483 amino acids. NCBI's taxonomy places the organism in Eukaryota, Fungi, Ascomycota, Eurotiomycetes, Chaetothyriales, Herpotrichiellaceae. Gene Ontology annotation, cellular component: cytoplasm. The record is from RefSeq and is a predicted model, not a curated record. The transcript is spliced from 4 exons.